Messenger RNA from Rana temporaria (common frog), 711 nucleotides. RefSeq names its product fatty acid-binding protein 1, liver-like. The coding region runs from base 75 to 458 and encodes 127 amino acids. Gene Ontology annotation, cellular component: nucleus; cytosol. The transcript has 4 exons. The record is from RefSeq and is a predicted model, not a curated record. Gene Ontology annotation, molecular function: fatty acid binding. Lineage: Eukaryota; Metazoa; Chordata; Amphibia; Anura; Ranidae. Gene Ontology annotation, biological process: fatty acid transport.
AGUGAAGGAAGAGGCGACACAUUCUCUCUUUGACUCUCCAUAGGAGCAGAAGAUCACCAACCCUUCCUUCUAAGAUGGCUUUCGCAGGAACCUAUGAGCUUCAGUCCCAGGAGAACUUCGAGCCUUUCAUGAAAGCCAUUGGUCUUCCUGAAGAGUUGAUCCAGAAAGGAAAAGAUGCGAAGAGCGUGACAGAAAUUAAGCAGACCGGGAAUAACUUUGAGAUCACAGUGACCACAGGACCCAAAGUCCUACAUAAUGUGUUCACUAUUGGAGAGGAGACCGAUGUAGAAACACUGACAGAAGAGAAGGUUAAGUCUACCUUUCAUCUAGAGGAUGGCAAGCUUGUUGUGAAACUGAAAGGAGUGACCUCCACCAGCGAAAUUUCUGGCGAUCUUCUAACCAAUAUUAUGACUGUAAAAGACAUCGUCUACAAGAGGGUCAGCAAGAGAGUCUCCUAGAAGGGCCAACGUUUCUUAUUUUUACUGUGUAAAAUAAAGAGUUCUAAAAAAUAACUGCUUUGGUCUAAAUUGCAAGAAAAUUCCAAACUCUUUUGGGUAGAAUAGGGGAAUGGAAUUUAUUGCAGUUUCAUCUUGUGGGAGAGUUUCCUCAAACUCUGUCUGGCCUGUAAGUGGUUUUUCUUGUAUGUAUGCCAGCUAUAGUUCACCUCUAAAUUGAUAGAGAAAUAUAAAUAAAAUGCAUUAUUAUACUGAG